Macrobrachium nipponense is the source of this 1449-nucleotide messenger RNA. Its product is annotated as protein obstructor-E-like. Gene Ontology annotation, molecular function: chitin binding. The record is from RefSeq and is a predicted model, not a curated record. Gene Ontology annotation, cellular component: extracellular region. Lineage: Eukaryota; Metazoa; Arthropoda; Malacostraca; Decapoda; Palaemonidae. Bases 112 to 993 code for a protein of 293 amino acids. The transcript has 4 exons.
GGCGGGGCUUCCAGACUUAAGAACAUAUAAGGGGGUCGGAGUCGGAGCGCGGGCUAUCACUCGCUCUCCUGCCGUCAGCUGAGGAAAGGGGUUUAUUCACAGGCACACACCAUGAGGAUACUUGCAGUAGCUGUAAUCUGCGCCGCGGCUGGAGCCGGUCUGGCGCAGGAGCAACAGCCCGACCCCUGUGACAGGAAGUCGCGCGUCGUUGGAGACAUCACCUACUGCGACCGUUACUGGGAGUGUGUGGCCGGGCAGCCCCAGCUGUAUGACUGCCCCAACGGCCUGGUCUUUGUUGGCAGAAACAGAGGCAUCGCUGAAGGAUGCGACUAUCCUUGGAGAGGGGCGUAUUGCGACACAAAGCAGCUAGCUAAUCCAGCAAUUUCGACCGAACACUGUGACUGGCUGUACGGUAUUUUCGGUCACGAAACUUCCUGCACUCGGUACUGGACAUGCUGGAACGGUACUGCUACUGAGCAGUUCUGUAUUGGAGGACUUCUCUACAACGAAGAAACUCACGCCUGUGACUGGCCACAGAACGUUGGUGGUUGCCAGAAACAUCCUCUUUGCAAGGACGACCCUAACGCCAACGUACCUCUAGGCAAAUCUUGUGAAAGGUACUGGGCAUGCCAGGGAGGCUACCCACGUCUCCAGCGAUGCCCAGCCACACUCGUGUUCGACAAGCAGUCUCGCCGUUGCGUGAAUCCCCCCACGGUCGACUGCGACGUCCCAUCAACCACUCCACCACCUGAGGAUGAGCAGCAACAGCAGGGAGUCAACCCCUCCCAACCUCGUCCUCAGCGCCGCCGCCCCUCACUCCAGGCAUCCCCCGUUCGCGAGUCCUUCGUUCCUGAAAACGCCAUUCCCCUCGCCCCACAGGGUCUAAGACCGAUUCCUCAGGAACCCGCUUUCCCAGCCCCUGACUCUAGGCCUCUGCCCACCGGAGGAAACUUCCGACCGGCCCCUAUUCCAGGAGCCAUCCCACUGCAGUAGAACAACAAGUCCCGUGGCAGUCUGAGGACGACCUCCCGCUCACGGUGGUAAAAGCAGGGCCAAGAGGUCCUUUCCUCACUCCAAUGCAGCAGAGGAGGGAAGUUCUAUCUGACUGCCAAACACUAUAUAUGACCUGAGUACAUUGUUCUCCCUUCGUCUCCUACCCUGCCUCUCCAUUCUUUCCUUUCCUGAGAUCAUCUUCCUUUCUUGCCUCCUGGAAGCGUCUCCUCUCAUGCCGUGCGGGUACAAAACUUCCUUCACCCAAAGAUUGUCGUCUGACCUUCAUGGUUUGAUAUCCUUUUUGAGGUGGCAACGUUUGUGAUGGCCAGAGCCCACGGCCCACUGUACAUAGUUCUCCACACACAAGUAUUUCGUCCAGUACACCUACACUUUUAUUAUUAUUAGUAUUAGUUGUUAUUUUUCUGUUUGUAAAUAAAUUAUGUUAAACCUUACAAA